CAAGGAAUAUUCAUUAGGCGAAGAAGAAGAAGCGCGCGCACAUCCGGUCAGUUUGUAAUGCUUGGCUCGCUAAGUAAAACAUUUUCUUUAGUCCAAAGUUGUAAGACAGAAAUUGUCAUGUGCACUGCUGGAGACGGCACAGAAAUAAUCAUCCUCAGUGAUGAUGAGGAGGAGGAUUCGGAAAAAGACUCUGAAAAUAACCAGUCAUGCCUCAUCAUAGAAUAUGGCAAUAAAACAGAUGAAUCAUUGCAGUCGGACUCUUUGGUACCUUCGAGUGCUUCAGAUGAGGACCUGGUUGUGACUUUCUCCCGACGGGCUGAUGUGCUGCCUCACGCACGUUAUGACUGUCCCAUACAUCCUUUCAUAGCUGCAGAUUGUGAGUCGGCCGCUCCUCUGGCUGGUAACCAGCUCAUUUGUGAUCAGUGCUUCUGCUACAUCUGUGAUAAGCUGGCUUCAUCGUGUGUGAUGUGGACCUGCAGUGGACGGUGUCACUGUAACAGCCACAAGAAAAGCGAAUUCUGGAACAAUCUCAGAAACAGUUUUCUGCUGGGAGAACUUAAGAUGUUCAACUUCUCUCUGUCAGAAAUAGACUCUCAUCUCCGACAUGCAGAAAUUAUGCUUCAGCUCUUCAGACAAGAGGUGUCAGCAAUUCUCUCCUCCUUUAUUCGGGGGCAAAUCGUACAACAGGAUUGUAAACAGGAAGUCAUCCACGAUUACACACCAGUUUUCAACUUUGUGACUUCAUUUCUGAACAAAGCAGACAAGCAGAACAGCAGAGCGGCAGCUGUACUGAACCUGGGAGCUGCUGAAGUGUUUAUGAAGCAUUUUCAAGUAUCAGGACCUACUGGACCGUCUCCCAUGUCAAACGCUUCAAACGCCAAGGUGGCGUUACUGCAGAGAGUUAUAACAUCCAUGCAGAGGCUUAUUGUUAUGGCUAAUUUCCCUCCAGGAUUUGUCCAAAAACUGCAGAAUUUUUACCAGAAAACAACAUUUUUCCCAGUGGACAUAAAAAGCAUGAGGAACAGCUUGUGCGUCCGCCCCUGGGACGACGUCCUGCUGGUGUCUGUGCUGAGGGGGCAGAACGUUUCGGGCGUCCGAAAAGACAAAGGCAAGAAGACUCAUCUGACUGAAGAGAUGUCUGUGGUUCUACUGAGGAGUGAGCUGCUUCAGCAAGAAUGCAGGUACAGGGAGUUGUGUCGGUAUCUGAAAGUCGUUCAGACUGAUGAAUCUGCACGCUUCCAACAGUUACAAGACCUCAUUCCCUUUUUCCUGUGCAUGCAAGGAGACCUGACAGAAGCUAUGACGAGCUUGUUCCCAUCAGUCAAUGCCCCCGCCUGCCGCUUCUCUCCUCAGCUCUUUCUUACGUAUCUUCGCAUUUUCCAAACGGCCAAAGCGCCAAAGCUGAUAGUGUGCCAGCCAGAGCAGCUCUACUGCCCCAAUGCUGUCUGGGAGCCCAUUAAAGAUGCUGUUCCUCUGAGGUGUGUGGACCUGGUGAAGUUUGCUCUCAAGGCUCAGAGGUGUUCUGCUGCCGUCUACAAGGAUUCUCAGUGUUGGACCAGUUUACUCACAAUUGUCAACUCGUCCACCGCUUUCCCCCAACCCAGCCCAGAGUUUCUCUGCGAGUCGCGGCAUGUUGUGAAAUCCAUACUGCUCAGCCAUCAGAAUUCCAACGUGACCAUCCCUCGAUCUUUUCACGAGGUGUACCCACAUCAGGCCUUGCUGCUGUUGGUGACGGGAGCUCUGAGUUUCAGAAUCCUAAAUGGCGCCCUGUGUCCCGCUCUACCCGUGAUCAACACGUUUAAGGACAACAUGUGGGCUUUUAGGUGGAUGUUUGAAAACUUGGCUGUAAGCGAAGAGCGACUCCAGUCGUUCUUUCAGGACGUCACACAGGAGGUUGCAAACUCAACAGGCUCUCCAUUGGCUGUCAAUCUCAUCCUCUCCUAACAAAAGGCGUCCUGACAGAUUCUGCAGGAUCACUUUGACCUGAUGUGGAUUUUCCAUCUCAACUCCUGAGAGUCCUGAGACCUCUGCCUGCUAACCCAAACACGCAUAAACGCUGUGAAGAGCCAUCACCCCCCUGCAGACUGUACCUGUAUGACCGCUUCAGCCGUCGGCGUCACACGCCUACGGCACAAACACACAGUUUACAAUUCUUGUUUUUUUUAUUUUUGUGUUAAAACUGUUUUUUCAUCAAAGCCUUUGAAUGUGUUUACUUGUAUCGCACAUGGCAACACAAUGUAGUUAUGUUGGUAAAUAAGCCCAAAGGCAUUGUGGGAAAAUGAGUUGAUUCUUGGCCACAGUUCAGAGCACAGAGGAACUUUAUUUUCAGAGCAGUUUUUCAAACUGUAACACUGUGCCUUUAAAGAAUAAACCAGAUUUCAUCAUGAGCUCUCAUGUGAAUGACUGUGCUUUGAUUUAAAAAAAAACAACACAGCAAAUAUAGUGAUGUGAAUAUUACACAGCUGAUCAUGUAAAUAAAAUUUUAAUACUGCAGGACCGGU
Molecule: messenger RNA, 2501 nt
Organism: Oryzias latipes (Japanese medaka)
Lineage: Eukaryota; Metazoa; Chordata; Actinopteri; Beloniformes; Adrianichthyidae
Source: RefSeq, a predicted model, not a curated record